CUGGAGACUGAUCGAAUCCGGAAGUGAUCCUCGAGAACCGAGUUUCUGCAGAGGACCCCCGGCAGCAGGCGUAGGUUUGGGACCAUGAGCUGGAUUCCAUUUAAGAUCGGGCAGCCCAAGAAACAGAUCAUUCCCAAAACCGUGGAGAGAGACUUUGAACGGGAGUAUGGGAAGCUGCAGCAGCUGGAAGAGCAAACCAAGCGCCUGCAGAAGGACAUGAAGAAAAGCACCGAUGCCGACCUGGCUAUGUCCAGAUCUGCUGUGAAGAUCUCCCUGGACCUACUCUCCAACCCCCUGUGCGAGCAGGACCAGGAGUUUCUGAACAUGGUGACAGCCCUAGACACAGCUAUGAAACGGAUGGACGCCUUCAACCAGGAGAAGGUGAACCAGAUCCAAAAGACAGUGAUUGAACCCCUGAAAAAGUUUGGCAGCGUAUUCCCAAGCCUCAACAUGGCAGUGAAACGGCGGGAGCAGGCCUUGCAGGACUACCGGAGGCUGCAGGCCAAGGUGGAGAAGUACGAGGAAAAGGAGAAGACUGGCCCAGUGCUGGCCAAGCUCCACCAGGCCCGAGAAGAGCUGCGGCCUGUGCGGGAAGACUUCGAGGCCAAGAACAAACAGCUCCUGGAUGAGAUGCCACGGUUCUACGGCAGCCGACUUGACUACUUCCAGCCCAGCUUUGAGUCCCUGAUCCGGGCACAGGUUGUGUACUACUCAGAAAUGCAGAAGAUCUUUGGAGACCUCACCCAGCAGCUUGACCAGCCAGGCCACUCAGAUGAGCAGCGAGAGCGGGAAAACGAGGCCAAACUAAGUGAGCUCCGAGCCCUCUCCAUCGUGGCUGAUGACUGAGUCCUAUAGCCUUUGCUCUUAGCAGGCAUGGAUCCGUGGACCUCCCAGUGGCCUGCCAGUUGGAGACAGGUGGCCACUAUUCUACCUUGCCAGUCCUCCAUUUCCUGGAGCCUGAAACUGGGAGCCUUGCAGGCUGCUGUUUCCCUCUGCCCAACACUAAUAAGCAAUGUAGAAAAACCCCAGGGGCCUUUUUACUUCCAGAACCGUCCAGAGUGUGCUAUAGUGUCUGGCCAGCAGGAGCUUCAGCCUUUAGAAGGGUCUGGGCUUCCUGUGAACUUGGGGGCCUUAGCUCUGACUACCUCCAGAGGACCCUGCUCUAGGGAACCCACUACCCUUUCCUUCGUGACUCUUCAGACUGUUGGGUAAGACAUAGUGCCAUGGGGAGCAGAACUCUGGUCAUUCUGCUGUGGUGGGCCCCUCAUGCCAACAUGGCCAGAGCUGGUCUCCUGCAGAGCCAGCUAAGGACAAGCCCCUAGUACACAGGCUUUGUCUCUAGCUCUCCGCUCUACCGAAUAUCACACGUUCUUUCACAGUCCUCAGAGCAAGGCUUAUGUCUCACCUGUGUUGCUGGAAUUUUAUUUUCAAGUAAAGUUUCCCAGUAAAAUGUUA
Molecule: messenger RNA, 1455 nt
Organism: Microtus oregoni (creeping vole)
Lineage: Eukaryota; Metazoa; Chordata; Mammalia; Rodentia; Cricetidae
Gene: Bin3
Product: bridging integrator 3
Exons: 9
Coding region: 85-846 (253 amino acids)
Biological process (GO): plasma membrane tubulation; endocytosis; actin cortical patch localization
Cellular component (GO): cytoplasm; actin cortical patch
Molecular function (GO): lipid binding; protein binding
Source: RefSeq, a predicted model, not a curated record